UGCAAAAUCCCUGAGUCUCAAGGCAAAGGGCGAUUUCUUGGGAGCUCCAGCAAUUGAAAACCAUGAAACAUCUAUUAUUGCUUCUACUGUGUGUUUUCUCAGUUAGGUCUCAAGCCACCGAUGACUACGAUGAUGAGGUGCUCCCGGAUGCCCGUGGUCAUCGACCCCUUGACAAGAGGAGGGAAGAGGCUCCUAGCCUGAGACCUGCCCCACCUCCCAUCAGUGGAGGUGGCUAUCGGGCCCGCCCAGCCAAAGCACUUGCCAGCCAAAAGAAAGUGGAAAGAAAAGCCCCCGACGCAGGAGGCUGUCUUCACGCUGACCCAGACCUGGGGGUGCUGUGUCCCACGGGAUGUCAGCUGCAAGAGGCAUUGCUAAGUCAGGAGAAACCCAUCAAAAACAGUGUCGCUGAGCUGAACAACAAUGUGGAGUCUGUGUCCCAGACCUCUUCUUCCAACUACCAGUAUGUGACUCUGUUAAGAGACAUGUGGCAAAAGCGGCAGGAACAACUGAAAAAUAAUGAAAAUGUUAUAAAUGAAUAUACCUCAGAACUAGAAAACCACAGAAUAUACAUAGAUGAGACUGUGAGCACUAACAUUCCAGCUAAUCUUCGUGUGCUCCGCUCAAUCCUGGAAAACCUGAGAAGCAAAAUACAGAAACUAGAAUCUGACGUUGCAGCCCAAAUGGAAUACUGUGGCACGCCGUGCACCGUCAGCUGCAAUAUUCCUGUAGUGUCCGGCAAAGAAUGCGAGGAAAUCAUUAGGAAAGGAGGAGAAACGUCCGAAAUGUACCUCAUUCAGCCAGACAGCUCCACCACACCGUACAGGGUGUACUGCGACAUGACCACGGAGAGCGGAGGGUGGACAGUAAUUCAAAACCGUCAAGACGGUAGUGUUGACUUCGGCAGAAAGUGGGCCCUGUAUAAACAAGGAUUUGGAAAUAUUGCAACCAGCGCCGAAGGGAAGAAGUACUGUGGCCUCCCAGGUGAGUAUUGGCUUGGAAAUGAUAAGAUCAGCCAGCUUACCAGGAUGGGGCCCACCGAGCUUUUAAUUGAAAUGGAAGACUGGAAAGGUGACAAAGUCAAGGCGCAAUAUGGAGGAUUCACAGUGCAGAACGAGGCGAACAAGUACCAAAUCUCACUGAGCAAAUAUCGAGGCACGGCUGGCAAUGCUCUGAUAGAGGGGGCUUCCCAGCUGUCGGGAGAAAACAGGACCAUGACCAUUCACAACGGCAUGUUCUUCAGCACCUACGACAGAGACAACGACGGCUGGGUGAAUGCAGACCCCAAGAAGCAGUGCUCUAAAGAGGAUGGUGGCGGAUGGUGGUAUAACCGGUGCCAUGCAGCCAACCCCAAUGGCAGAUAUUACUGGGGUGGACAGUACAGCUGGGACAUGGCGAAGCACGGCACAGACGAUGGCGUCGUGUGGAUGAACUGGAAGGGGUCUUGGUACUCAAUGAAAAAGAUGUCGAUGAAGAUCAGACCCUUCUUUCCACAGCAAUAGUUUUCCAAGUGUAGAUUUUUGUUCUUCUGUAUGUGACAACUUUUUUUUACAUUAUGUUAAGAGAAUUAUCUUUCAUACAAUAUAUCCCUCUAAAACUCCCAAACUACUUUAAGUUUGACUUUCUGGGGAAAAGGGGGGUAGGAUAAAUGACAUUAAAAAUGGCACACAAUUUGCUUUUGUAUUCUUCAUUUAUCUUACUUACCAAGAGGUCACUAAAGGCUGGAGAUUUAGCUCAGUGGCAUCAAUACCUGCGUGGCAAGACAAAGUCCCAAGUACAAUCCCCAGUAGAAAAGAAGCCACUGAAAGGACAAUGGUAGCUGAAGUUAGCUGAUUCCAGCUGACUGCAAGAAUUUCACAUUAGAACAGGGAUAAUAUAUCCUUGUAGAAAAAUGUUGAGGCAAACUGAAAUCUUUUGUUUAAAAGUAUACUUUCAAACCCUAUUUAUUUAUGUAAGAUCUGUCAUAGAAAACUUUCAAGCAGAUGUAUGAAUUGAUUAAAGUGUUCUCUGUUGGACUGAA
Messenger RNA from Octodon degus (degu), 2017 nucleotides. RefSeq names its product fibrinogen beta chain (gene Fgb). Gene Ontology annotation, cellular component: fibrinogen complex. Gene Ontology annotation, molecular function: signaling receptor binding. The record is from RefSeq and is a predicted model, not a curated record. The transcript has 8 exons. Gene Ontology annotation, biological process: protein polymerization; platelet activation; blood coagulation. Lineage: Eukaryota; Metazoa; Chordata; Mammalia; Rodentia; Octodontidae. Bases 63 to 1499 code for a protein of 478 amino acids.